CCCAUUUCGUCCUUGUACCGCUCUCCUCGUUCGCUAGAUCUCGGCCCCGUUCGAUCUCGGGAGACCUAAAUUUCCCUAACUUCUCUUUCAUCGCCAUGGCUCUGCUCGUGGAGAAGACUACUUCCGGUCGCGAGUACAAGGUGAAAGACCUGUCCCAGGCCGACUUCGGACGGCUCGAGAUCGAGCUCGCGGAGGUCGAGAUGCCAGGCCUUAUGGCAUGCCGCGCCGAGUUCGGCCCCUCCCAGCCCUUCAAAGGGGCGCGUAUCUCUGGAUCUCUCCACAUGACCAUCCAGACUGCCGUCCUUAUUGAAACCCUAACUGCCCUCGGUGCCGAGGUACGCUGGUGCUCCUGCAACAUUUUCUCCACGCAGGACCACGCUGCUGCCGCAAUCGCUCGAGAUUCCGCCGCCGUGUUCGCCUGGAAGGGCGAGAAUCUCCAGGAGUACUGGUGGUGCACGGAGCGCUGCCUCGACUGGGGCGCUGGUGGAGGCCCCGAUCUCAUUGUCGACGACGGAGGUGAUGCGACGCUGCUUAUCCAUGAGGGGGUUAAGGCCGAGGAAGAUUACGAGAAGACUGGGAAAGUCCCGGAUCCGGCUUCGACGGACAACGUGGAAUUCCAGAUCGUGCUUGGGCUCAUCAGGGAUAGCUUAAGUGUGGAUCCGAAGAAGUAUCGGAAGAUGAAGGAGAGGCUCGUUGGUGUUUCUGAGGAGACGACUACUGGAGUGAAGAGGUUGUACCAGAUGCAGAUCAGUGGGACGCUGCUUUUCCCCGCCAUCAACGUCAAUGACUCCGUUACCAAGAGCAAGUUUGAUAACUUAUAUGGUUGCCGCCACUCUCUCCCUGACGGCCUAAUGAGAGCCACCGACGUUAUGAUUGCCGGCAAGGUUGCGGUGGUCUGUGGCUACGGUGAUGUAGGCAAGGGUUGUGCUGCUGCUCUCAAGACUGCCGGAGCUCGUGUUAUUGUGACCGAGAUUGAUCCAAUAUGUGCUCUUCAGGCCCUCAUGGAAGGCCUCCCUGUCCUGACUCUGGAAGACGUUGUGGCUGAGGCUGACAUUUUUGUUACCACAACUGGUAACAAGGACAUCAUCAUGGUCGACCACAUGAGGAAGAUGAAGAACAAUGCCAUUGUCUGCAACAUCGGCCACUUCGACAACGAGAUCGACAUGCUCGGCCUCGAAACCUUCCCUGGCGUCAAACGCAUCACCAUUAAGCCGCAAACGGAUCGCUGGGUCUUUCCGGACACCAACAGCGGCAUCCUUGUGCUCGCGGAGGGCCGGCUCAUGAACCUCGGCUGUGCCACCGGUCACCCCAGCUUUGUCAUGUCGUGCUCCUUCACCAACCAGGUGAUAGCUCAGCUGGAGCUGUGGAAGGAGAAGUCUUCAGGCAAGUAUGAGAAGAAGGUGUAUGUGUUGCCCAAGCACCUGGACGAGAAGGUUGCAGCGCUUCACCUGGGCAAGCUUGGUGCCAAACUCACUAAGCUUUCUCCUGCACAGGCUGAUUACAUCAACGUUCCAAUUGAGGGUCCCUACAAGCCAGCUCAUUACAGGUAUUAGAGAGUUUCAGAGGAGGAAACUGAAUCCAACAAAACAAGCAGACCAAUGGAUUCGGUAAGGCGAUCAGUAGAGUUAUCUCUAUCAAAAGUAUCCUUUAUUCACUAUUUAAACAUUGUUUUGAAUUUGAGAGAAGUAAGCGUGUUUUCUAUUGAGGAAUAAUGAGGGUUGUUGGUUUGUGAGG
Dendrobium catenatum is the source of this 1734-nucleotide messenger RNA. Its product is annotated as adenosylhomocysteinase. The record is from RefSeq and is a predicted model, not a curated record. Gene Ontology annotation, molecular function: adenosylhomocysteinase activity. Gene Ontology annotation, cellular component: cytosol. The transcript has 2 exons. Gene Ontology annotation, biological process: L-methionine cycle. NCBI's taxonomy places the organism in Eukaryota, Viridiplantae, Streptophyta, Magnoliopsida, Asparagales, Orchidaceae. The coding region runs from base 96 to 1553 and encodes 485 amino acids.